Chrysochloris asiatica (Cape golden mole) is the source of this 1275-nucleotide messenger RNA. RefSeq names its product jumonji domain containing 4 (gene JMJD4). NCBI's taxonomy places the organism in Eukaryota, Metazoa, Chordata, Mammalia, Afrosoricida, Chrysochloridae. The record is from RefSeq and is a predicted model, not a curated record. Gene Ontology annotation, cellular component: nucleus; cytoplasm. Gene Ontology annotation, molecular function: histone H4R3 demethylase activity; sequence-specific DNA binding. The transcript is spliced from 6 exons. Gene Ontology annotation, biological process: negative regulation of gene expression; positive regulation of translational termination; protein hydroxylation. The coding region runs from base 1 to 1275 and encodes 424 amino acids.
AUGGAUAGGGAGACGCGCGUAUUCGCGGAGAAGCACUUCCAAGGCCUCCGGGAGCGUCUCCCCGCCAAGAUCAGCCGGACCCCAGACUGCGUGGACUUCAUCGAGAAUCCAGACGCCUUAUCCUACAAUGACUUCUUUAAGGGUUACCUACUCCCCAAUGUGCCCUGUGUUUUCUCCAGAGCGUUCACUGAGAGCUGGGGCAGCAGGAAGCACUGGGUGACACCCGACGGGAAGCCCAACUUUGAUUAUCUGCUUCAGAAUUAUGGAGACAUGGUUGUACCUGUUGCAAACUGUGGAGUACAGGAAUACAACUCCAACCCCAAAGAACAUAUGCCCCUCAGAGACUACAUCAACUACUGGAAAGGAUAUAUCCAGGGAAACUACUCUUCUCCAAAGGGCUGUCUUUACCUCAAAGACUGGCACCUGUGCAGGAACUCCUCAGCGGAGGAUGUAUACUCUCUGCCGCUGUACUUCUCAUCAGACUGGCUGAACGAGUACUGGGACGCCAUCAAUGUGGAUGACUACCGCUUCGUCUACAUGGGACCCACAGGCACCUGGUCGCCGUUCCAUGCUGACAUCUUCCGCUCCUACAGCUGGUCCGUCAACAUUUGUGGGAAGAAAAAGUGGUUCUUGUUUCCACCAGGGCAGGAAGAAGCCCUGCGAGAUUGCCACGGCAGCCUGCCCUACAAUGUGACCUCACCUGCACUUCUUGACGACCGCCUGUACCCAGCACAUGCACACUGCAGCCCACCUCUGGAGGUCACACAGGAGGCAGGCGAGAUGCUGUUUGUGCCUAGCGGAUGGCACCACCAGGUCCACAACCUGGAGGACACCAUCUCCAUCAACCACAACUGGGUCAAUGGCUGUAACCUGGCCCCCAUGUGGCACUUUCUGCAGCAGGAGCUCCAUGCUGUGCAGCAGGAAAUCAGUGAAUGGAGAGAUGCCAUGUCUGACUGGCACCACCACUGCCAGGUGAUCAUGAAGUCUUGUACAGGGAUCAAUUAUGAAGAGUUUUACCACUUCCUCAAGGUCAUCGCUGAAAGAAGGAUCCUGACUCUAGCAGAUGGGAUGGACACUGGGACGACAGGGAGUGUGGGUGAUACUAGGCUGGACACCCAACAGGCUGCUUUCGAUGUCAGUCGGAUCACUGAAGUGCUGGCGUCUUUGAUCACAAACCCAGACUUCAAGAGAGUGGACACCAGCGCCUUCUCGCUGCAACCGGAGCAGCUGCUGCAGCAGCUGGAAAAGAUCAUCACUGCCGCUGCAUCCCUGUAG